AUGGCACCUACUAAACCAACAACGACAAAAGCUAGUAAACCAAAACCUUCUCGUGAUAAUAUCCUUGAUACGGCAGUUUUAGAAAAAUUUCUUCAUGAUAAAAUUAAAAUUAAUAAUCGUACAGGACAAUUAGGUGAUGCGGUAGUAAUAACUCGUAAUGCUGACGAUAAACAUAAAAUUACCAUAACAACAAAUUCGCAUUUGUUUUCCAAGCGAUAUAUUAAGUAUCUUACCAAAAAAUUCAUGAAGAAAAAUCGUAUUCGUGAUUGGUUACGUGUAGUUGCUACUGAUAAAUGA
Molecule: messenger RNA, 297 nt
Organism: Entrophospora candida
Lineage: Eukaryota; Fungi; Glomeromycota; Glomeromycetes; Entrophosporales; Entrophosporaceae
Source: the annotation of a GenBank genome assembly